Naegleria lovaniensis is the source of this 3693-nucleotide messenger RNA. RefSeq lists its product as uncharacterized. The transcript has 5 exons. Lineage: Eukaryota; Heterolobosea; Eutetramitea; Acrasida; Naegleriidae. Gene Ontology annotation, molecular function: methyltransferase activity; chromatin binding. The record is from RefSeq and is a predicted model, not a curated record. Gene Ontology annotation, cellular component: nucleus. The coding region runs from base 1 to 3693 and encodes 1230 amino acids.
AUGAAACGAAAGCAACAAGAAAAUUAUGAAGCUUCCUCUUCUUCGGAAGAUGAUCGAGUGGUUGUGAUCGUGAGCAGUGGGUCAUCUGAUGAAUCAUCAGACGACUUGAUAUUUGGAUCUGGAAUGUCUCUAGUGAGAGGCAGUGGAGAAUAUAGAACGCUCUAUGAUUUUUCAAUUGUUUCAAAUCCCGAUUAUUUGGAAAGCAAUGGUAAAAUUGCUCCGAAUUUUUUGUCUAUAGAAGACAUGACAACGAUAGCAAAAGAAUUAUUUGCAUGUGGAAUUUGUUUUAACAUUGCAUCAAGUGUAGAUUCAAAAGUCAGCCAGAAAAAAUGUUUUGGUCCUAUUAAAGAAUGGGCCGUAGAAUAUCGGAAACUUCCUAUCAUUAGCAUUCUCGUUGAGUCAUCUCGAGAAAAAAGCGAAUGGAUUGAAUUAAUAGGUCCUGCAAAAGAGUAUUUUCAUAUAUUUAACAAAACUUACCAGAAGGUUUCCCUGUGUCACUCUUUGAUGGAAAUUGUGCAACGAUAUCCAUUAGAAUCAUAUGAAGAGAUUAUUACUCGACUCAGUAAAACUGAAUUGGCAUAUAUUUAUAAUCAACAUGUCAGAGCUGCAAAACCAAAAGUGAACGAAGACUAUCUGUUAGAAAAUGCUCAAUUUAUUUCAGACCAAUUUAACAAAAUGAAAGACACAAGAUUGUUAAAUUCUUGUUUUUUCUUAAAACUUGAAGAAAUCAUGCUACGUGGAGGAGUUCUCUCUGAUGUAAUGUCUAGCUCAGAGGAAGAUGAUGAAAUGGAGACCUCUGAUUCUGGCGAUGAUGUAUAUAUUCCAGAUGAACAGUAUGAAUCCAUUUCUGGUGGAUCUGAUGAAGUAGUUUCAGAGCCAUCCUUUUCUAGCUCAUCUGGAGACGAAUAUUUACCUAAAAAGAACUCAAAACCAGGUAGAAGGAAAAAUCUUAUCAAAACUAAGAAAAACUCAUCGACAGACCCUGUCAUUGAAAAUGAUUAUAGUGACGAUAGCGAAGACGUUAAAAAACCAAAGAGAAAAGGUACCAAGAAAAAACUGACCAAGAAAUCAAGCAAGACUGUUAAAGAAGAAAUUUCUGUUGUGAAAGAUCCUUCAUUGGAAGAGGCUAUGAAAAUUGAGUGGAUUGGUUCUCCUCUUUCUACAAUGAUUGAUGACACUGGGCGCAUCUAUUACAAGGCAUGCAAAUUGAAUGAUAUGAAUAUUGAAAUAGGAGAUGCUGUUUACCUUCAACCUCCAUGGUCCAAUCCUGAAUAUCCAUAUUAUAUAGCAAUUGUUGAAAUGUUUUUUGAAGACUGGAAAGGUGUUAAACGUUUCAGAGGGAGGUGGUUACGAAGGUUUCAUGACAUCAAAACCAUCACAACUGGAGAGCAUUAUAAUGUUCUUUGUAGGGAUCAUCAAGAACUCUAUUUGAGUGAUGAAUUUAAUGAUAAUCCACUUCUUAGAAUUAAGGGUAAAUGUGCUGUAUUUUUCGUAAGAAAUAGACAAGAGUUUGAAAAGAUUGAGAAUGUGAGAGAGAAACGCGACAUCUUUUACUGCAAAAGCAAAUUUGUAGAAAAGAAUGGACAAUAUGGUCUGUUUGAAUUACACCCCAAUGAUUUACAAUACACUCUUGAUCAUAUGGAAAGGAACGUCUCUUUUUUGCUCAAUCAAUUCAGAGACAAACCCAAACUAGUGGCCAUGGACAUAUUUUCAGGAUGUGGUGGACUUUCUCUAGGAUUAACUAGGGCAGGUAUUGAAGUGAGAUAUAGCAUUGAAUUUUGGAACGUUGCAGCAGACAGUCAUCACGCAAACUUUCCUAACGCCCAUACCUUCUGUAAAGAUGCCGAGGAGUUUUUAAAAAAUAUUAAGGUAGUGAAUGAAUUGAAGAAACGCUUUGGACUUUUAGAUUCUUCAUCUCAGCACAAACCAUCGAAUGUGAAAAAAAGAAAAACCAUACAUAUCAAAACACUUAAAAAGAACAAAGAUGGAUCCUUAUCACUUUUAAUUGACAAUGGUAACUCUUCGAAGUGGAAGGAUGUGGAAGAGUUACAAGAGUACAGAGAUGAAAUUAUUGAAUUUCUAGAAGCUAAAUAUUAUAACAUUCCCAAGCCAAAUGAGAUUGAUCUGAUUGCUGGAGGACCUCCAUGUCAAGGAUUCAGUGGAUUGAAUCGUUUUAAGGAGAAGGAUGCUUCUAAAUUCUUAAGCCAUGAUAAGAAUCGUCUUGUUUUAACGUUUCUGGAGUAUGUCAAGUAUUUUAAACCCAAAUAUGUUCUCAUUGAAAAUGUGACAGGAUUAUUGAACACCACAGUUUUAGACGUUCCUCAAGCAAUAAUUUCUAAACUGGACAGUAGAGGUUAUGAUACACAAUUUUCAUGCUUAAAUGCACGACAUUUUGGACUUCCACAAUCAAGAACAAGAGUCAUCUUUCUUGCUGCCAAAAGAGAUGGUAACUAUUCGAUUCCCUCCUUUCCAGAAAAUACGCAUGCAGCAUCACAAACAUUUAUAGUGGAUAAGAAGUCUGCAAAAAAGGUUCAUUCCAAAAUCAAUAAGGUUAUAUAUCAUGGAGGUCUUCCUCCUGUGAAUUUUAGAGAUUUUGCAAGUGAUCUUCCACCAUUCGACUCGCAUUCAAGGCAACACGAAGAAACAACAAAAAGGGAUUGUGAAUAUUUACCUCCUCGUACUAUUUAUCAAGAAUUAUUACGUAAAAAUUGUUCCAACAUUUGUACCAAUCAUACAUCUCAAACCUACAGUGAUGUCCUUAAUGCAUUAAUAAGAAGUAUGCCUCGCUGCCCUGGAGCGUUCUAUCGAGACAUUCAUCCCAAUGCGAAGCCAUUGCUAAAAGAAGGGUAUUUGAAAUUUAGAAAUUAUUCCAAAAUUAUUCUAGCUCGAUUGCAAUGGUCUAAAUCAUGUAAUACGUUGGUGACUAGUCUAAAUCCAUUAUGUAUGAGACUCAUUCAUCCCAAUCAACAUCGAGUACUUUCUGUAAGAGAAUAUGCUCGAGCUCAAGGAUUUCCUGAUGAUUUUAUAUUUUGUGGAAGUGAUAAGGACAAAUACAAACAAAUUGGAAAUGCUGUACCUGUGAUGCUCGCAAAGAAUUUGGGAGAAGAAAUUAUCAAGACUCAACGAAACUAUGAACAUUCCAAUAAGAGAAAUGAAAUUGACCAACUCGAGUUCAAUAAGGUAUUGAAACAAUUUACAUGUUGGUUCUCAGAUCUUAAAGAAUGGUUACAACAGAAUCAACUGAGAGAUUCAUUCAAGCCAAAACCAUUACUGAAACCAUUCAUUAGUGAAUUUCUAAAACCACUCGAAGAUCAUUUAUGUGAUGGAUUCACAAUGCCAUCCACUCGGGAAGAUAUUCACUUUUUGGAACAUGUUCUUCCAGACCUUGUGCAAGAACAUGCGACAGAUACUGAUGAGACGUUCUUAACUCAAGAACUGACCAAUAGUAGAGGUGAGGAUGACGAAGAAGAGGAGGCUUUAGAAUUGUCAUCUGAUGAUGAUAAUCAGGAUAAUCAUGAUGAUGAGUCUGGAGAAUUGAGUGAGGUAGAAGAGAGUAUCAUUCAAAAACCCUCAACUACUACUGUAAAGAACAAUGCCAAGAGAACGACUGGCUCAAAAUAUUCUGGAUCAGAUAAGAGUGAUGAUGAUGACGAGGAAGAAGCUGUUGUGGUUGUCAUUAGUGACUCUGAAUAA